Molecule: messenger RNA, 3315 nt
Organism: Apis cerana (Asiatic honeybee)
Lineage: Eukaryota; Metazoa; Arthropoda; Insecta; Hymenoptera; Apidae
Product: sterile affecting ciliogenesis
Biological process (GO): microtubule-based movement
Cellular component (GO): dynein complex
Molecular function (GO): dynein light intermediate chain binding; dynein intermediate chain binding
Source: RefSeq, a predicted model, not a curated record
GACUAAAAAUUUAUUUAUUUAAAUUCUUAAAUUUAUCCAAAAAUAUAUAUUUUUAUUGUAACACAUUUUUUUAUCUGCAAUAUUUUUAUAUAUUUUAACUAUAUAUGAAAAUAAAAUAACACGUAUAGGAACUACGGAAAAUCCUGUUACGCCGGAAGUAGUUCUUAUACCAAUUGCACCAAGAAGAGCAAAACUUGCAUGGCAAGUUGCCACCGAGCAACAUAGCGUCUGCAUUAGAAAAUUACUGGAUGAAGAAUCAUAUAAUUUCCUUGGUGAAGCUAAAAGAUGGAUGAGUUUUCCCCUGGAUCGAUCAAUUGUGAGCAUUAAAAAAUAUUUGAAGAGAUUGUAAGAUUCUCUAAGUUGUCGAAAUGAGUUAAAAUAAAAUAAGAAUGAUACAAAUUUAAUUUUUUUUUUGAUAUCUUAUGAAAUUUUUUUAGCAAUUUUUUAUUAUUUAUCAAUUAAAUUUGAAAAAAUAUCGCAAAAAAAAAAAGAAAUAAAAUUCAUUCUAUGAUGAGAAUAUUUUAUUUCAAAGUAUUAAUUAAUUAAUUUUUGUUUUUUCUAUAAAACAGAAAAAAUAUUCUCCAUUUUUUAAUUAUAAUUUUUCUUUCAAAUAACAAUAAUGCAAAAAAUAAGAAAUUUUACUCAUAAAUUCUUUAUUUCAUGUUAUUGAAAUUAUUUCCUUAGAAUUAAUUCCAAUUAUUCCAUUUGAAGAGAAAUUAUCUAAAGUUUCAAUGAAAAUUCGUAAAAAAAAAAAAGAAAUGUUUUUCAUGAAAUCGAUAAAUGUGAGAAUUUGUUUGUAUUAAAAUUCUAUGAUCUUUAUAUUUAACUUUACACAUAAAAAAAAAAUAUCAAAUAUUUGUGGAACAGAUAUUUCCUGCGGAGACCUUCAUUCCCAAAGUACAAAUGGAACAAGAUGUGGCGCCGAAGCAGUGUCCACGAAAUGUUGAGAUGGAAAGGAGACGAAGAUUGUACAAACAUAUAAAAAUUCAGGAUACUUUAGCAAGUAUUAACAUUAUACCAAAAGAAAUGUUGCCUCCAUCCGCCUUAGUAUCUCUGUUGUCCUACGACGAGAAAUAUGGUUUGUUUAGUAUCGCACAUUUUCUGCCUUUGGAAAUUUUUGACGACGAAGAUUACGAUUGCAGAACAAUAGAAGAUUGGAUAAACUUGGGUUUCAUUGAUGAAAAGCGUUAUCCGUUGCCAGCCAGCGUUUUCGUACCAAGAUAUCGAUCCGAAGACGAAAUAUUCCAUCUCGAUGACGAAUUCUUAAAUAAUCUCUUCAUUUGGACUAAAGCCGCUGUUUUUGAUUAUGAUUAUAAUAAAAAAUUAUGGAGUAUACUCACACUUGACGGUACAAAGCGGGAAUUCGAGAUACCGAGAAUUUAUAUUCGAUUCUUUGCUGAAGAUCCCAGAAUUAUCAACGAAGAUUCUAAACUUUACGCAAAGAGAGUGGUGACGGCUGUCGAACAAAGAAAAAUCGCUGAAGCUUCUUUGAUCGAUGAAAUUUCCUUGGACUAUCAACGCACAAUGUGUGAUCUCAUGUGGAGAAAAAUGAUACAAACGAAUCCAGAAAUGUUUAAAUUCAUCACAUGGAUACCCGAAGUUGAACCUAUGAAAGUGCCGAAAAAAGGAAAAUUUGAUACGGGCAUGAAAAACUUUCUGAAAAUUAAAAGAUACACUCACUGGAUAACAUUGUAUGUUCACGAAGAAGUAUACAGUGCAAUGAAAUGUAUUGUAGUAGAAUGUAAACAAGCUGCAUCUAUGAAUUUAUUCGCCACUUCAUACGGAAAACAAAUAAGGUUAAAAGAAUUCGAAGAUUUGCAAAUACAGGCUACCAUCACAGUUAUUAAAUAUUUGAAAGAACCAUGGUUAGAAAAAAUUACACAAUCAGUUAGAAUGUGUCUUCGAGAUCUUGGAAAAGGAUGGUUUAAUCUCGAACAAAAGGACCACAGCGUGUAUGACAUAAUGAAAUUGAAACGUUUCAUGAAUCUCACUAAUCUUCGUAUGCAGUAUGCGCUACGAGUUUUGGUAGAAGAUUCGAUCAAGUUCUAUAGAAAUAUUCUGGAAAUUCCAGCACUAUGUGUCUUACAUGUAGAUGAAUCAUUUGUUUGGGGAGAUGAUCUUAUUAAUACCCAGUUUUCUCCCGCUGGCAUGCCUAUUUUUCUCCUUGACCUUCAAAUGGAUGAGCAUAAAGCAUUUUACUCAACAAAUCCUGAGAAAUUUCUCGAAAGUAUCAUUACUUUAUAUGAUAACGCACUUACUGCCUGUCAUCAAAUCAGGCAAAUACAUCCUUUUCUACUUCCGAAGUUAAAAUUUCCUAUUCACCUAUAUCUAAGCUCCGUUGGUCUGCUCGAAGAUCAGGUAUGCAAAGUUCGUGAAUCGUUGAAAAAAGCAUAUAAGAAAUCUGUAAUACCUUUAAAAGCUUACGCAAAAGAAUUCAGUCGAUAUCAAUUAUUCUUCAAUCUCAACGUGGCCAAAUACAUUGAGGAAUACAAGGAAGAAGAACUUACUACGGCUGAGAUAAAAGAGGAAAUUUCAUUUCAUAUCACGAUGAAACAGAAUCUCCAAGUUACUUUACCGAGUUUUAUUACCAUUGGUGCGUUUGUAGUGAAUGUUUAUCCCUUGAAAGAAUUUCUUAUAAACAAACGCACAGAAUGUGCUAAAUCAUUGCUCAUUAUGCUCACGGAAAAGAUACGAAAGGAAAUCGAUGAUAUCCUGGAUGAAUAUAGGCAGAUAAGAUACAAAUUGAAGGAAGUGCCACAAAGUAUCGAGCACAUAUUCGAAAUACGGGAUUGGAUGGAAACUAUACCACUUCGAGUACAGGAUCUCGAAGAAAAGAUGGAUAAAUUGAAAAUAGAUUAUGAUAUUCUGGAUAGUUUUCUUUGGAAUAUAUCCGAUGAUGAUUUUCAAGCGAAAUGGGAAGUGAUUGGAUCGCCUUUUCAAAUUGAGAAAGAGAUUCAGGAAACGAACGAACGAUUUAUAGAAGAGCAAGAAAAAUUCCAUAAGAUCCAAUUACAGGAUGAGAUCUUACUGUUGGAAAAAAUAGACUUUUUGGUGAGCAAUGUGGCGAACAUUGCUCUUCAAACCGAUGUCUCCCGUAUCCACGAGAUAGCUUUAGAUGUGAAGCGGAUAUGGAAGAUUAUGCUCGAGUGUCGAGAAAAUGGUUUAUUGCUCAACGAACGACAAAAAUUAUUUGGCCUAAAAGUAGUGCCCUUCGAACACCUAAAUAAACUCAUAAAAGAAUUCGAACCUUACAAAAACUUAUGGAUCACGGCUUCGGGUAAGCAUCCAAUUAUUUGUCCAUUUUUAUUUUAUUAA